AUGCGGUCAUCGUCGGUCAUUACUUGUUGCCGGCGUACUGAAGCUUCUGAAGAGUCGACAGAAUGUCGUGCAUGUGGUCGAGUUGACCAGAUCGGCCGAAGCGAACUGCAAAGCAAAAUCACAACACAUAAAGCAAGAGCAAAUGAAGCAAAAAAAGAUGGUCAAGAUUCUUACCGAAUGGCUGAGGGGCUCCAUUACGUUUUCCUUGGAGAGAGCUCUCUGGAGCAAAGUCUUCCUCAUCCAAUGAAGACCGCUUUCCAAAUCUAA
Messenger RNA from Caenorhabditis remanei, 267 nucleotides. RefSeq lists its product as uncharacterized. The record is from RefSeq and is a predicted model, not a curated record. The transcript has a single exon. The coding region runs from base 1 to 267 and encodes 88 amino acids. Lineage: Eukaryota; Metazoa; Nematoda; Chromadorea; Rhabditida; Rhabditidae.